AUGAGAUUCUUGACUUCGUACCAGUGUGCAGGGACGGUGUCGAGUUCCGUUCGUACCAUAAAUAAUCCUAAACGUCUGACAAAGCCACCGAAAGGCCGGUUCCAGGCCAUUACCCUUACGGACAGUGCUCUCCAACGCGCCAAGGAACUCCUUUCGCGAGAGCCUGACGCGAUAGGUCUGCGAAUCGGCGUUCGGACGCGUGGUUGUAACGGCCUUUCUUAUACUCUCUCAUUCUGCUCCGAGCGACAGAAUGGAGACGAAGUAGUUGUGCAGGACGGCGUCAGCGUCUUCAUCGAUAGGAAGGCCCAACUAACCCUCCUUGGUUCUGAAAUGCACUUCCGAGAAACGCCAAUCUCCAGUGAAUUCAUUUUCAAUAACCCAAAUAUAAAAGGCACCUGCGGUUGUGGCGAGAGCUUUUCCGUCUGA
Messenger RNA from Hydatigera taeniaeformis, 426 nucleotides. Lineage: Eukaryota; Metazoa; Platyhelminthes; Cestoda; Cyclophyllidea; Taeniidae. The record is from the annotation of a GenBank genome assembly.